AGGCAAAGAAAAUAACCAAAAAUGACAAGUAAAAGACUUGAGGAGUCCAUGGGGGCCGUUCAGAUGGGGUUGGUCAAAAUGCUGCAAGGAUUCCAAAGCAAAGUUUUGCCACCCAUGAGUCCAAAGGUGGUUACAGAAGAAGAAGUAAACCGAAUGCUGACACCCUCUGAGUUCCUAAAGGAGAUGUCCCUCACCACGGAGCAGAGGUUGGCGGAUACACACAUCAUGUGCCGGCCACGGGUCAUCGAGCUCUUAGAUAUGGGAGAGACGACCCAUCAGAAGUUUUCGGGAAUUGACCUGGAUCAGGCAUUAUUCCAGCCCUUUCCAUCUGAAAUUGUAUUCCAGAACUAUGCUCCCUGUGAAGUCUAUGAAGUUCCACUGGUUUUGAGGAACAAUGAUAAAAUUCCGAGGAUGGUGAAAAUUGUUGAGGAAAGUUCACCUUACUUUAAAGUAAUCAGCCCCAAAGACAUUGGCCACAAAGUAGCUCCAGGAGUGCCAUCCAUAUUCCGAAUCCUCUUCACACCAGAGGAGAACAAGGAUUAUGCCCAUAUGUUGACCUGUGUUACGGAAAGAGAAAAGUUCAUUGUACCCAUCAAAGCUAGAGGUGCACGAGCCAUCUUGGAUUUUCCUGACGAGCUGAAUUUUUCCACUUGCCCUGUCAAAUACAGUACUCAGAAGAUUCUGCUGGUACGAAACAUUGGCAACAAAGAUGCUGUGUUUCACAUCAAAACUUGUAGGCCUUUCUCUGUAGAGCCACCUGACGGGUCUCUUAACGUGGGGGAGUCCAUGCAACUGGAAGUAGACUUUGAACCACAGAGUGUGGGCAAUCACAGUGAGAGGCUUAUCGUCGAUUAUGACACAGGUGAAACAGUAUUUGUAUCUCUCUACGGAGCUGCUAUAGAUAUGAAUAUAAGGCUGGACAAGAAUUCCUUGAUCAUGGAGAAAACCUACAUGUCUCUGGCCAGUCAACGAACUAUAACCAUUCAUAAUCACAGCAAUAUCAUCGCUCAUUUCCAGUGGAAGGUAUUUGCUAACCAAGAAGAGGAGGACAGAGAAAAACACAGGGUCUGCGAUGAGCUAACCAAAGAGGAAAAGUAUGAAACUGAUGCAUUUCUUGAAGAGUGCAUCAUUGAUCCUUCACUCCGAGAACGUCUUUCCAUUCUCUCCCGCACCUUUGAGAACCAGAGGAGGCUGGUUCAGGAAGACUGCAUGCUCUACCUGAGUAACAUUUUCACUAUGGAGCCUCUGGAAGGUGAUGUGUGGCCCAACACCUCAGCUGAAAUCAUUGUGUACUUCAACCCCCUAGAGGCCAAGACCUACCAACAGACUGUUUUCUGUGACAUUUCAGGCCGAGAGAUCCGUCUGCCCCUCCGAAUCAGAGGGGAAGGAAUGGGACCUAAGAUUCAUUUCAACUUUGAAUUGCUGGACAUUGGGAAAGUUUUCAUUGGAUCUGCCCAUUGUUAUGAGGCAGUACUGUCCAACAAAGGCAGCAUCGAUGCCCUCUUCAAUGUGAUGCCUCCGUCUUCGGCCUUGGGGGCCUGCUUUGGUUUCAAUCCCAAAGAAGGCAUCAUUGAACCAAGUGGAAUCCAAGCUGUCCAGAUCUCCUUCAGUUCUACCAUCCUGGGACACUUUGAAGAAGAGUUCCUGAUCAAUGUCAAUGGGUCACCCGAGCCUGUGAAACUCACCAUUAGAGGCUGUGUCAUCGGACCUACGUUCCAUUUCAAUGUUCCUGCUUUGCACUUUGGUGAUGUUUCUUAUGGAUUUCCUCAUACCUUGAUAUGUUCCCUCAAUAACACAUCUUUGGUCCCUAUGACCUUCAAACUUCGUGUCCCUGGGGAUGGCCUUGGCCCAAAAAGCAUUCCAAGUUAUGAGCAGGAUUCAGACAACAGAAGACUAUCUCGGACCAGUGAAGAAACACCCAUAAUGAAACCAAAAGAAUUCACCAUUGCUCCCACCCACGGCACCAUUCGCUCCCAGGGAUUUGCUCCUAUCAGGGUGACGUUAUGCUCCAACACUGUGAAGAAAUAUGAGCUGGCAUUGGUAGUAGACGUGGAGGGUGUUGGAGAAGAAGUGCUGGCACUCUUAAUUACAGCCAGGUGCAUUGUACCUACCCUCCAGCUGGUCAAUACAGAGGUGAACUUUGGGCGCUGCUUCCUGAAGUACCCCUAUGAGAAAACAGUUCAGCUUGUCAAUCAUGAUGACCUCCCAGGAUGUUAUGAGAUACUGCCUCAUGUGUAUAAGGACCCACCUGCUGUGCUGCUUUCCAGCCCCAACCCCUGUGGGAUCAUCUCCCCUCACAGCACCAUUCACAUACCACUGGCCCUGGAGACCCAGGUCAUUGGAGAACACAAGUCCACGGUUUACAUCUCCGUCUUUGGAAGCCAGGACCCCCCUCUGGUAUGCCACGUAAAGAGCAGGGGAGAAGGCCCAGUUGUCUACAUCCAUCCCACUCAAGUUGAUUUUGGCAAUAUCUAUGUCCUAACAUCCUCCAGGAUUCUCAGCCUAUCCAACCAAUCCUUCAUUCCCGCAUUAUUUCGGGCACGCAUGGCAAGCAAAAAAUCCCUUUGGACGAUAGAACCCCUUGAAGGCAUGGUUCCUGCGGAAGCUGAUAUUCCUCUGACACUGACCGCCAACCUGAAUGACAUAGUGACAUUCAAAGACACAGUGAUUUUGGAGGUUGAAAAUAGCAACACCUAUCGGAUUCCUGUCCAGGCUACAGGAAUUGGUUCUACCAUUGUUUCAGAUAAGCCCUUUGCUCCAGAGCUCAAUUUGGGAUCACAUUUUAGGUAG
This is a messenger RNA of Castor canadensis (American beaver), 2790 nucleotides long. The record is from RefSeq and is a predicted model, not a curated record. Lineage: Eukaryota; Metazoa; Chordata; Mammalia; Rodentia; Castoridae.